Molecule: messenger RNA, 5679 nt
Organism: Penicillium hordei
Lineage: Eukaryota; Fungi; Ascomycota; Eurotiomycetes; Eurotiales; Aspergillaceae
Product: putative Rho guanyl nucleotide exchange factor
Exons: 2
Coding region: 1-5679 (1892 amino acids)
Biological process (GO): intracellular signal transduction
Cellular component (GO): cytoplasm
Molecular function (GO): guanyl-nucleotide exchange factor activity; protein binding
Source: RefSeq, a predicted model, not a curated record
AUGUCUGGCGGUGACGAGCAGGGUUUUGAUGUCCGGUAUCGCGACCCGCCUCCGUUUGGGCGACAAUCGUCGGCUCCGGUAUUUGGCCAAUCUGUCAAUGGUCACACUACCACUUCUUUAGGUGACUCGCCGACCGUCUCUUUCUCCCCCCAGGCACAAUCAUCGACCACGUAUUCUCCACUACCGUCGGGCUUCAUUCGAUCCCAUAAUCCCUCCACUUCCACGGAUCAUCUGUCGAGCGAUCAAUUGGAAGACCGUAGAGGGGAGUCUCCAGACCCUGCUGACUAUUAUCGCCAGCGUGGAUCCCUGCCAGGAACUUCAUCCAAUGUAAGAGAGGGGUUCGGCGAUGUAAGAACGGGCAUGGCUGCGGCCGAUUAUCCUGCAGUCGGUGACAAAGUGUCACCCCUGCCAACAAACAUGUUGGAGUCAUCGCGUGUUAGACGUCAACCAUAUCGUUCAACAUCAGAUUCUCCAACAUUAGGAGCUCCCUCGGCCAACAUACCCCCAUUACAUACGAACGCAAGGUCACGGCAGCCCUCAUUCAAAGAUCUUGUCAACAAGUUCAACAAAACCUCUGAUCAGAUCCUCCCUUUGCCCUCUAUUUCUCGUCCAAUCUCAAGGGCACCGAGCCCUUCCGGAAGUGUUGACGGAGAGCGAAAUCGGGUGUUACCACGGCAUCGUCAGUAUCGUGAUUCUCUACCAGAGUCAAUCACCAGCAAUCCUCGAGCGCUAGUUGAUUCGACCCCAUCGUCGCCAGAGACAGAUAGAUUCGGUCCACCCCUAGGCACAAAGAGUGUUAUUCCGCCGCCUCUGUUCCAACGGACCACAGAGUCCCAUCCUCAUCGGCCAUUAUUUGAUGAACUGUUGCCAAUCAACACACAAUUGAACAACGGAGUCAUAUCGCGUCUACAACAACGCCGCGGGUCGGAUGGAAGCCUUCCAAGCCCAAACCCGGCCUUCCUUGACCAUCGCGAUCGAUAUCCCACAAAAACACCACUCACACCUACUGCAUGGUAUCUUGGACACACAACUUCUUUGGAGGCAGUUCACGCUGGGAUAAAUACCACUGGCAAACAUCGCCGGGUUCAAAGUGACUUGGAUAAAACAAGAGAACCCCUUGCAGAACCGUGGAAUCCUGAAAUGGCCGUACCCGCGCCCUUGCUGCGGACCAAGCCCGAUCAUGGAUCGCCCCCGGGCAGUCCAAAUUCCAAGUCUCGCAUUCCUGUCUCCUCGCACCGUCUCGUCACUGCUUCCGGUCCCGAAAGCUUAUCACCAUCCUCCAAUCCAACCUUCAGCAGCCGAUCCGCCGCCAUUACCUCGCCGCCCAAGGGCAGUAGCCGCCUUCCUAUUCCGUCAGCUAAACAAAGUCCUCACCGCAUGCCAGCAGAUGAUCCCGCUUCGUUCGCGACAACCUCGCGUGGUAGGCGGGAUCUAGCAAUCGGCCGAACACGCAAUCAAUUGUCCGAAUCCAGUCGGCGACUUCAGGCCUACAUCGCUGAGCCACCACCUAAAAAGUCGCCUACGUUGCGCAGUUCACGACCCCGACAACCCGUUUCACAUGAUGCCGCGGUCUCUCCACGCUCCAAAAUCGGAGAUAGAGUUUUAAAUUUACAGAAACACGCCACCCACAGUGACUCGCGGUCUCGUCCUGAUCGAAAAUUACCUGAAUUGGGUAAGGUUGAUUUUGACGCUCGUCGCCGGCACAUUCAACAGGCAAUCAACCGACAUUCAAGCAACCCAGGCGUUCAAGGGAACCAGAAUGACAGAGGACCGGACAGAUCAGCUGCUGCAAAGCUUCGACGUCACGCUUUGGUGCGAGAGCAGGAGACACAUAAAGAUUCCAAGCAAUUGAUGGAUGAACCUACAAUUACCCCUAACCCGCCUGUAACCAACGCCCCGAAAUCCGAUGAGAUGGCUACGAUGAUCAAAGAGUCGACCGGUUCGGUUGAUUACAAGGAAAAUAGGGCUCAAGCCGUUCCUAGGCUGCAUCUCAACACUGCCUUGCCGGCUUCGGAUAUGGCAGCGCCACACACAACAAUGGACUCUCCAACUCUUGGCCUCCCACAGGGUGUGAAUUCAACCACUUCGGGUGAGGGACGGCCUACCAAUGAAGACACGACACACUCGGGUGCCGCAUCGGACUCCGACGGUACCCAUGUCACUACUUUUGAUCCUGAGCCGCAGUCCGGGCUGCUGCUGCGCAAUCCCAGCGUUUCUCAUCGAACUAUUCUGGAACAAAUAAUGCAAAUCCGCGGGUCCAGUCCGAGUGACGACUCAUGCGACGAACCUGAUUGCAGUCUUUCAGAGAACGACGACAGAGAGUCCAUCCAGAUUAUGCUUGGAGAUACGACCUACUACAACUCGUCUAGUAGCACCAAUACUCAAGAGCCUGAGCGUGUAUCAAUGAACCAGGCUCAAAAUGGGACUCAUCUUCACAACCGAUGGAGUAUGAGUUCAUGGUCCUCUGGACAAAACCAACAUUCCACCUGUGACGAGCAGUGUGACGAGAGUGGAGAUGAUUAUCUCCUACAAGGCCGUGAAACAGAACCACCAACUGAAACUUGUUCAGCUGUCUCAACAAGGCCAGCUUCAAUAGCGGACGAUGAACCACCCGCUCCAAUUCAGGACCACGGCGUAAUGGGACCGAAUACACUUCAGACAUCUGAGCAGUUUCGAUCCAAUGCCUUCUCUACUCCACCAAGCUUGGCUAGAUUGGGCAGAUGGGAUUCGAAGCGUGUCACUCAGCUCUACCUGGAGGAGUUGACGCGAGGCAGGAGCCACCACCCUGGCUCAUCAAUCCACCCCUCAUCCGAGCCUCGAUCUCAUCCCACUGAUACACGUACAGAUGGGCGACCCGAUAGUCUGACUGACGAUCCAGUUGUCGUUCCAGGAUUCAAGGAUUUCCAGACAUCAGAUAGACUCUCACACGCGGCUAGUUUGGUUGGGCGUGAUGAUUGGGAACAUGCAUCUCCUUCCAUCAUGGACUGGAUGCAGGUCGCGGCUGAAGAUGAGGUUUUGACCCCUAACACCGAAACCGAUGGCAUGCGUACUGAAGGGGUGCUCACACCCCGUCUGGUACCUUCGGCACACCACGACGCUGGUACAUCAAGUACGAAUAAUGGCCUUGGAGUCUCCGUUGAUAUCCAAGCUUCCAACGAGCAGACUCAGUCUCAUGUUUAUUCUUCAUCGGCAUUCAUCCCGCCCUCAACAACGCCCCCAGCCGAUAAUGAGCCUCUUGGAGGUCAGCCAUCGGGAUACGUUGGACUCAAUCGCAGUACGCAGGCUGCUCCUAGAGGUCUGGGACACAGCCCGGGUAGCAGUCAGGACUCUUCUUUCCGAAAUUUGGAGUCUAUUCAAUCUACUGUGGCCGCUGACUCCUCCGCUACUUCACUUGUUCCGUCCACCGAGCAAACCUUCCGUGUUGAGCCGAAGGACUCGCCUUCUCCAGAACAACGACGUCUCAAGAAGCGGCGCCACAUAAUCAAAGAACUUGUUGAUACGGAACAUACCUUUGGUCAUGAUAUGAUAAUCAUUGAGGACAUCUACAAAAGGACCUCGCUCACGGUUUUAGAUCCUGAUGAUGUCAAGGUUCUCUUCGGCAAUUCCGAUCAGGUCGCGGCCUUCUCCGACAAGUUCUUGUAUGAUCUUAAGCAAGCAGCACAAAGCGUCUACGUCAUACCAAAGGCUUUGCGAUGGACCAGCAAGCGAAAGCGUAACAAUCAGCCUGCCGAAUCCACAACCCCAGAAUCCGAUGAAGUAACCGAGCUUGCAGGAAUGUCGGAGCUUGAAAAGGAUCGCGCGACCUCUGUUGGUCAGAUUUUUGUUACCCACAUGACGCAGAUGGAAAAGGUGUACACCGACUACUUGAAGAACCAUGAUGCCGCAAACAAGAAACUUCAGAUCGUGCAGCGUAGUCCAAAAGUGGGCUUUUGGCUGAGCGAAUGUCAGAAGGGUGCUAUGGAUCUCACGACCGCCUGGGAUUUGGACUCUUUGCUCGUUAAACCAGUGCAAAGGAUCUUGAAGUAUCCCCUUAUUCUCCGCGACCUAUUGGAGUCAACGCCAAACGACCACCCGGACCGAGCGGCAAUUGCCAAUGCCCUGGAAGAGGUGACAAAUGUUUCUCAUCGUAUCAACGAGCUGAAAAAACGAGUAGACCUUGUUGGUCAAGCUGUCGGUCGAAAGCGCAACCAGUCCGAUGUGCGUACCGGUCUUUCUAAAGCCUUUGGUCGCCGCACGGAGAAAUUCAGACAACAAGUUGGCCUCUCCGACUUGUUUGAAGACAAAACCUAUGAUUCACUAGCGCAGAAACUUAGCGACGGCUAUUUUCAGUUGCAGGUUGUCAUGCGUGACGCUGAGAGUUACUCCCGGGAUGUGCAGCUCUAUGUGAAUCAGUUCAAUGAGUAUGCCGAUUCGAUCGAAGAGAUUAUUGGCAUGUCGCCUUCUCCAUAUCCACAGUUGGAGAGCAAGUGGCAUCAGUUCAAGAUGACAGUUCAGGAACUUGUGUCGACUGCUCUGCCAGAACAUCUCGCUGUCGUCCGCAAAACGGUCAUCGAUCCGAUGGUUGAAUUACUAGGACUUUACAACGCACCCCAGCGAGUCAUGCGGAAGCGCGACAAGCGACUCCCGGAGUAUGCACGCUACAAAGCCAUCAAAGACCGCGGCGACAAACCGGAUAAGAAGACCAUCGAGCAGGGCGAGCAGUUCCUAGCUUUGAACGAUACUUUGAAGGAUGAAUUGCCUAAACUAUAUGCAUUGACUUCCAAACUGAUGGCGGCGUGUCUGAAGAACUUUGUCGAAAUUCAAACUGUGUGGUACAGUGUUCUACAGAAAAAGAUUGGUGCUCAUGUGGAAUUAUUCCCCAAUGACCUCGACAGGCUCAUCAGCGACUUCAAUAGUGAUCACACUUUGAUGGAGGCACGAAUGGGGGAGCUAAGCUCCUGCAAUGGGUCGAUGGUGGCUCAUUCGCUCAAUUUGGUCCCCCUUUCGCCCAGUGAGCAGCAAAACCCCAUGUCGCCUCGCCGUCCUUCUACGGUGAACAGCUCAAAUGCGCGACCUGGGUCUAUGACUGAUGAUUCACCAAACAUGUCCCGGGAUUUCAGCGUCGGCAGCCAAUCAUUCCAGUCUCCCCAGAUGGAAAGCCACUCUAGCCGUAGCAGCCGCUACCGGGCUGAUUCCAUUCUAUCUGGCCGAAUGGUCCCAGACACCCCCGGCCAACUGCUGCAACAAGUCACCAGCUCCCCCGCCCCGGUCAGGGCCAGCGACAUCGAGCCUUUCCCAAGCCUACCGAGACUCAGUCUAGACACACCUUUCCUCGAGGAUGUGAUCAACAGCUCCUCGCACUCGAGCAAUGUGCCGACUUCCCCGACUGAUCGAUACUCGGGAUUCUUCUCGUCCGCCAUGCCCAUGUCGGAUGCCCCAAGUGAUACUGUCGUGGAUGGGCACCUUGAACGCAGCACCCCUCCUAUGGGCCCUGCGACGUUGUUCUGCGCGGCGAGUGUUUAUGACUUUAAUAUCGACACUCGCACCGAGGGCGGAUAUCCCUAUCUGAUCUACGCCUCCGGGGAUAUUUUCGACGUCAUAGGCGAGAAGGGCGAGCUCUGGCUUGCCCGUAAUCAGGACGAUGCCACCAGAACAGUUGGGUGGAUUUGGAACAAGCAUUUUGCCCGUCUCGGCAGCUGA